CAUUGGCUCCACUCGGUUGCCUCCCGACAGUGAAACAAGAACACCAGCUUGCGGGAGAUGCUUGCUACGAAACACUUAACCAAAUACCAAAACAGCACAACGACAAGAUCAGACCGAUGUUGAAAGAUUUAGCCCUAAACUACUCCGGUUUUCAGUACACCGUUCUUGAUUUCUACAGAGCCAUCUCUCGCAGGCUCGUGAAAGAUCCGGAAGCCGCUUUCAACAGCUACAGGUUCUCAAACACGAUCGACUCGUGCUGUGGAAUCGGAUCAAACAAUGCGUUCGGGUGCGGAUACAUCAACGUUCACUCGACUUUGUGCGAGUACCCCAGAGAAUACCUCUUCUUCGACAGCCAACACAACACUCAGAAGGCGAACGAGGAGAUUGCCAAUCUCUUCUUCAGCUGCGACAAAGACAUUGUCGGCCCGAUGACCCUUCGUGAGCCCAGUGUUUACCCGACCAGAACUAACAUGCUCGAGUACUAAACUAAGCGUGUCCCUAAAAACAAUGUCCCUGAGUUCAAUUAGGGUUUUGUAAUCUGAGGAAUAAGUCCGAGCUU
Tarenaya hassleriana is the source of this 559-nucleotide messenger RNA. Its product is annotated as GDSL esterase/lipase ESM1-like. Lineage: Eukaryota; Viridiplantae; Streptophyta; Magnoliopsida; Brassicales; Cleomaceae. Gene Ontology annotation, molecular function: hydrolase activity, acting on ester bonds. The transcript is spliced from 2 exons. Bases 117 to 485 code for a protein of 122 amino acids. The record is from RefSeq and is a predicted model, not a curated record.